ACUCCACCCAUAAAUGACUUUCUGCUCUCGUGAAGCAACAUGGCGAUUUGAAGUUUUGUUCAAGAUGUUCUUAAAGAACUGGUUUAUCUAGAUGAGCUGCAGAUUCAAUUUUCUUCGAGGAAGAAAGCACUGCAGGUUUAAUGGUACUGCCUUCAUUGCAGCAGAUCACUUUCACUUUGACGACGGAGAGAGAUGAACUGAACUUCAGCUGAACAUGGAGCUGCUUAUGAUCCUUUUAGUGACUGUAAUUCCAGUUAUAUCUGACGGGUUGAGUGUGCGCGGUCCGUCUGCUCCUCUGGUGGCUCCUCUGGGAUCUUCAGUGGUUUUGCUCUGUUCUGUUGAUGAACCUUUACCAGUGGAGGGUCUGGAGGUGGAGUGGAGAAGACCAGACUCAGAGACUCUGGUUCAUCUGUAUCAGGAUGGAGCGAGUCAAACAGAAGUCCAGCAGCAGGAUUAUCAGGAUAGAGCUCAUUUCUUCACUGAAGAGAUUCAACAUGGAAACUUCUCCCUCCGUCUGGACGAUCUGAGAGCUGAAGAUGAGGGACAAUACACAUGUACAGUUCACGGUCAGCAGGAUUCUGGAGAAACUGUGGUUCAAAUAAACAUUGAUGUUGAGCGUUUGCUAGUAUCAGGAUCGAGUCGCUCCAUAUCUGCGUCUGUGGGUGAAGACGUCACUCUGAACUGCUCUGUAUCUCACAUCACACUUGAAGACAUUGAAGAGGUUUCAUGGAAGAAAACAGAUGAAGAUGAAGAAAUUCAGGUUCUGCUCUACCAAGAUAAUGAGAUUUUACCAGAGGCAUCAGAUCAGCGAUACAGCGACAGAGUUGAGUUCUUCAGAGACGAAAUCCCCAAAUUUAACUUCUCUCUCAGACUGAAGAGCGUCAGAACUGAGGAUAAAGGAGUUUAUAUGUGUGAGGUGUUUGCUGGAGGACUCUCAGCCAAUACAACUGUAGAACUGGAGCGACUGGGUUUCUCUGUUUCACACAUCAUGGUGUUGAUUCUCUGUGUUUCUGCGUCUGGAUCUGCACUCCUGCUCUGCUGCCUGAUCUACUGCAGAUCACUGCAUAAAGGUUUCUUUGGCCAGCAAACCUAUAACCAUCAAUUUAAUCUGGGAUCUUCAGUGGUUUUGCCCUGUCAUGUUGAUGAAUGCUUAUUAAAGAAAAAUCUGAAGGUGGAAUGGAGGAAAAAAGACUCAGAGACUCUGGUUCAUCUGUAUGAAGAUGGUGAGAGUCGAGCGCAGCAGGAUUAUCAGGAUAGAGCUCAUUUCUUCACUGAUCAGAUUCAACAUGGAAACUUCUCCCUCUGUCUGGACGAUCUGAGAGCUGAAGAUGCCGGAGAAUACAUAUGUAAAGUUCACAGUGGCCUUUUUACAGUGAACAGGACAGCAGAGACAAGUUUGGUACCACGAUUCAAUGUGAAAGGUUCCUCUGGUAAUAAUAUGGUUCCUCUUGGAGAGUCAGUGGUUUUGCUCUGUCAGGUUGACAAAAGCUUGUUAGAGAACAGUCUGAAGGUGGAGUGGAGAAGAGCAGACUCUGAGACUCUGGUUCAUCUGUAUGAAGACGGUGAGAGUCGAGCGAAGAAACAGCACAAAGAUUAUCAACACAGAGCUCAUUUCAUUACUGAUGAAAUUAAAGAUGGAAACGUCUCCCUCCGUCUGGACAAAGUGAGAGCUGAAGAUGCUGGAAAGUACACAUGUAAAGUUUACCGUGAGCAGGAUUGUGUGCAUUCAGCCGAUGCAGAGCUCGAGAUGCUGGGGUUUGAUGUUAAAUGUCACAUACUUGCUCCUCUGGGAUCUUCAGUGGUUUUGUCAUCUCAUGGUCAGAAACCUUUACCAGUGGAGGGUCUAAAGGUGGAAUGGAGAAGAACAGAUGUAGACUCAGACUCAGACUCAGACUUCUCAGACUCAGAGACUUUAGUUCAUCUGUAUCAAAAUGGUAAGAGUCGAGCAGACAAACAGCAGCAGGAUUAUCAGCACAGAGCUCAUUUCUUUACUGAGGAGAUUCAACAUGGAAACUUCUCCCUCCGGCUGGACGAUCUGAGAGCUGAAGAUGAGGGAGAAUACACAUGUACAGUUUACAGCAAAAAGAAACAUGUGAUCUCAGCCAAGACAAAUCUGAUACUGAGAUUACUAGAUCCAGUCUUCCGUCUUCACAUGUCUCUAGUCUUCUGUCCAAAUGUUCUGAUGCUUCUAGCUUUUGUCCUCUGGGGUGUUUCUGAAGGAUCUGUGAGUGAGACGGUCUGUUGUUGUGCUCUUUAUUUUCUGAGACCUCUCCUGUUGCUCUGGGCGGCUCCGUAUAUUAAUAAUUUUACAGGCAAAAUUAACUCAUUGAUUCUGAAAUACAGUUAUGUGGUGGAAUAUUUAGCUCUCUCAGUUGUUGUUUAUUCAGCUCUUUUUACAAGUGCUUGGCAAAAACUUCUGAAUUAUGAUGUGUUUGAAAGAGCCAUGAUAAUAGUGCUGUUUGUAAUAGUGUUUGUGUGCUGCCUCUGUAAAAUCAUUUACAUUUUAGUUACAGAGGUUGGGAAGAAAAGUGGACGGAUAGUUAAAAUAUUUGGUCUUGUUGCUGAUAUGACGUUUCAAAUUCUGCCGACUUUACAAUUCAUCCUCCUCUUCUACACGUUUGGAGCUGCCGGUGAAGCAGGGUUGAUCAUGAUUGUGGUUUUACCAGUGUUACUGAUGAUGAUGACAAAUGACAGAUGGCUUUAUAAAUGCUUUCGGCUCGGCUUAUCAGAAUCAGUCGUGAGGACAGUGAUGUUAAUCUUCAUAUUAGUGACCAAUGUAUUGAUGAUCGGCCUUUACAUAUUCACUCUGGAAAAUCAAACAGAUCCGAUCGGAUGGGGCUGUGUGAUGGUGUUUCUGCAGAUACUCUGGACUGUUAUGUACUUCACAGAUGCUACGUUCUACACUUUUCUCAGGUUGUCUCGAGAUUUCCAGCGUUAUGUUUCUGUGUAUGUGUUUGGAUCAGUGGCUGUAGUUUUACUGAACUCUGCUGCAUUAAUAACUGAACUGAUCCUCAAAACAGUGAACGGUGAUCGUAUGAUGGCAGAUCUGAGGUUCAUCGUCUUUCCUUCUGAAUGUUUAUUUGCUGUAUCUCUGCUGAUUUCUGGAUUCUCAGGAUCCAAGAUCGCAGGCUGUCUGAAGUCUUGUCAGACCAAGGUGAGAUCUAUACGAGUCAGAAGAUCAUCACAGCAGAACCAGAGCACAGAGAUGAAUCCUCUGAAUGCUGGAGAUCAGGAGCGGAUUCAGCCGGAUUCAGUGCUGGCUCAGACAUGAGAGAGAGAUUAUUAUUAUUAUUAUUAUAACACACUGCUGUUUGAUCAGAAUCUCAUGUGUUUCUACACUGAUCCGCUGAGUUCAGUGUAAUGAUGUUAUUCUCUGUUAAUAUCACUGUUUUUGCACUGAGAGAUUGUAUUGUGUGAGUGUUUACUGUUUGUUUAGUUUUUUUGUAAAUAGCUGUAAAUAUAUGCAGGCUGUGUUUUAGUGUGUCACAACACUUUUACUUUGUAUAUAUUGAAGGAGAGGAUGAAGUGGAUGCCGCCCUGAUCAUAUCCUUUCCUCUGAUAUGAAUUAUUUCAUUAAUAUAUUGUGUGAUUAUUAAUCAAGUUAUUGAUCAGUAUUUAACCACUUGGUUUGAUGCAAGAGUGGAAUGUGUAACAGUAAGCCUUUACAGGGCUGAGUCUAUCUCCUUCCCAGGUCACAGGGCCAUGUCAGAGACGUCAGGACGACCUCCCAUCUAUGUGAGACACAAGAGACUGGACAACAGACUGUGAUAUUAAUGUAUCUGCUUGAUAUUAAGAAAUCCUGUUUUAGGCUGUACUUCUACUCUCUAAGCUGAGACUUGCAUAGUGUGUGUGUAACAAACCAUACUGAUAAAAUUCUAGCUAGGGCUAGACAGCCUUAACGUUCUGAUAAGUUUUCUGCAUAUGUGUGUUAGUAUCUGUCUGUACAGGGAGGAGCUCAGACAGUCCCAGGACAAACGUUCAUCUGCUGAUGUCCAGCGUAUCAGAUAUACGUCUGUGGAGAGACGUAUUGCGUCUGACCUCGGAUCACUUGUCACCAAAAUAGUUGUCAGAAGAUAUGGUUGAAUCGUUUAUAUCCAUAUGUGGAAACUGUAUAAGUUUAUCUAGGUUUUGGAACCAAUCAGAAUUUUGUCAACUUAUGCAUUGAUGCAAUUAGUAUCUUCUGUCGGGGUAUAAUUCUGGCUGAUUUUGAGUUGUACGCAGAGCGGCCUACGAACUUCGAGAGUACUGAAGCUGACUUCUUCUGAUGAAACUGCAAACCAUGUUCUUCAGUAAAUUUGUCUUUAAUUGAACGCA
Cyprinus carpio (common carp) is the source of this 4314-nucleotide messenger RNA. RefSeq lists its product as uncharacterized. NCBI's taxonomy places the organism in Eukaryota, Metazoa, Chordata, Actinopteri, Cypriniformes, Cyprinidae. Gene Ontology annotation, cellular component: external side of plasma membrane. The coding region runs from base 215 to 3271 and encodes 1018 amino acids. The transcript has 20 exons. The record is from RefSeq and is a predicted model, not a curated record. Gene Ontology annotation, biological process: cellular response to lipopolysaccharide; negative regulation of T cell proliferation; immune response.